This is a messenger RNA of Plasmodium berghei ANKA, 4962 nucleotides long. Its product is annotated as SET domain protein, putative. NCBI's taxonomy places the organism in Eukaryota, Apicomplexa, Aconoidasida, Haemosporida, Plasmodiidae. The transcript has a single exon. The record is from RefSeq and is a predicted model, not a curated record. Bases 1 to 4962 code for a protein of 1653 amino acids. Gene Ontology annotation, molecular function: protein binding.
AUGCACCAUGAUAUCCCUUAUAAUGAUAAACAAAAACAUGAACAAAAAUAUAAUAGGGAAAAUAUGAAUAUAAACCAAAAAAAUGAACUGCUAGAAAUCGUUAACGAAAUUCCAAAGCUAUAUGAAGAUAAGAAGAAUGAAAUAAUCUCAUCUUUAAUAUAUAGUUAUAUUCACAAAUACCCAAAGUCGAUAGAAUCAUAUGAAAGAUUUAUAAAUUUUUAUAUUCAAAUAAAAAAUUAUAAGAGUGCAUUAAAUUUGUUAUAUGCUGUAAUAUAUUUGGAUAAAGACAACAAAAAAUUUAUUGAAUUAAUGAAAAAAUGUGAAGAAAAAUUAGUUUCAAAAAUAUGUAAAAUUCCAGCAAUAUAUAAAAGUCAGAUAUCUUACCCUGAAAAAAUGGGAUUAUAUAGAGAUAGACAACAUAUAAUAAACAGCCUAAAUAAUGAAACGAUAGCUAUGUAUGGACAAAAUGGUCCACAUCAUUAUAUGAACGACAAUACUACCGAACCUGUGUUAAGUGAAGACAUAUUCAACAAUAAAAUACAUAUAGUUAAACAAGGAAAGCAUUAUAUUGCUUUGGCUAAGCAUAAUGUUGAACCUGGAGAAAUAAUAUUUCAAGAAAAACCUUAUAUGUUAACACAACAUGUUUUUUCAAAUAACUAUACAUAUUCAACAUGCUACCAUUGCUUAAAGGAAAGAAAUGUUAGUGAGAAAAGUUAUGCAUGCCCAAUAAACCCACAUGAUUGUCCAUAUAUUUUUUGUAAUUGGAAAUGCUUAAUAAAUAAUAUAAAGGUUCAUGAAAUUGAAUGUUCGAUAUUACCAAUAAUUUAUGCAGCCUCUAAAGAAUCAGGAAUAAUGUAUUAUACAGUACUCCAUAUAUUUAGAGUUUUAAUAAAAACAAGAAUUGAAAGAAAUUAUAAUAAUAGAAAAUAUAAUAUAUUAAAUGAUAUAUUUAGUGUUUAUUCAUAUUAUAAUGUAGUUAAAGAAAAUCAAAAAAAUAUAUUUAAAUCAUUUAAUAUUUUAGCAAAUAGAAUAGUACUAGAAUUCCCAUCUUCAUUUUAUUUAUAUCUAAAGCAAAAUGAACUCGUUGAGUUCAUGUUAAUUAUAUGGCAAUAUUCUCCAUUUAUAAAAUAUUAUUCACCAUCGUCAAUUUUACAAAAUAUAAAUCCUGAAAUAACGUUUGGUUUGGUUUAUUCACCAAUUUUAUCAAAAUUACAUCAUAGUUGUAUACCAACUUGUAGCUACUACUAUGAUGAAAAUGGGAUGUUAACUAUUCGAGCAAUUUGUAAAAUACCUGAAGGUGGGAAAUUAUGCAUUAAUAUAUUACCUGAUCAAUAUUUACCUCUUAAAAUUAGAAAAAGUUUUAAAGGCAUACCAAGGGUUUUUGCCUGUGAUUGUAUUAGAUGCUCAGACCCAACAGAAAAUAAUCUACAUUUAAGAAGCAUGAAAUGCCCUAAAUGUGUAAUUGGAUACAUCUAUCCUAUAAAAACAGAAGCAUUAGUUGAAGCAUUAAAACUUCAUUGGUAUGAUCAAGAAAUGAAUAAUACUAUAUCAAACGAUAGUGAAAAUCCUAAUGAAUUAGAUAUUAUACAUAAUGAAGAAAAUAUGAUAUUUCAAAAAAAUAUAAGUCUUAAUUCCUUUUUAAAAUUUUCUAAACAAAGUGAAGGAAAUAUAAAUGGUAGUAAUUCAGCAUAUGAUAACAAAAAUGGUAAAAAUAUAUCUCAAAAUAAAGCAAAAGAUAUGAAAAAUAGUUCCGAAAUAAAUAAAAAAUCGAUAGGACAAUCAAGUAGUAAAAAUUCACACACACACUAUUUAAAUGAAGAGAAAAAAAAAAAAAUAUGUUCCAAUUUAGAAAAAGAAAUUGAAAGAUGGAUAUGCUCAAAUUGUGGAAAUUUAUCACUAAAGGGUAAUAAAAAAUGUGUUAAAUUAGAGAACAAAAUAUAUUUGUUAUAUAAUGAAGCAGAAAAUAAUUAUAUUAAAGGAAAUGUAAUUACGGCUAGAAAUCAACUACUAAAACUUUCCAACGAAUUUUUUAAUAUUUUUCAUCCAAAUCAUUAUAUAAUAUUUAAUGUUAAUGUAUUAUUAGCAGGACUAUUAAGACAUGAUCCAAAUAAACAAGUUUUUGAUUCUUUAAUUUUUUUUAGAAAAGCAAUUAUAGCAGCAGAUAAUGUAUUACCUCCGUGUUCAUUAGAAAAAAUUCAUUUAUAUGCAUGCUUGGCGCAUUACACAUUUAACUGUUCUAAUAUUUCAAAAUUAUAUAAUAAAGGUUUUGGAUGGUCUAGCAAAUUCAUUUUUGAUCCUAUGUAUGCAUCUAUAUGGAACUCAUAUACUAUUACAGGAUAUAAAUCAACAUUAACUAUUUUACUUUUACAAAAAUUAAGGACAUACAGUAUAUCUAUGAAUAAAUUUACUCCUCAUAUGGAUAUAGAACUUCAUAUAAACAGAAAAGAUGAAUUUUCUGAUUUUUAUCGUAAAGUUACACGUAACAAAAAUGAAUCAUUUAAACAGAUUAAACAGGUUGCGAAAAAUGAUCCGUUUUAUCCAAUAUAUAUGGCUUGUCAAUGUAUGGAUAUAAAUUUUGAGGAAAAUAAAUACUUUGUUAAUAUAUUUAAAUCUUUUAAAAAUAUUUACUAUUUAGGAAAUGGUUUAAAUGCAUUAUGUUUAGCAUCUGCCUUUGGGAAUGUCAAUCUUGUUAAAGUAUUAUUAAAAUUAAAUUAUUCUCUUUUUUUUAAAAAUGAAUUAAAUAUUAAUGCACUUUUGCACAUGGCUAGCUCCUAUUUACCAGACGAACAAGAUGCAUAUCACUCAAAUUAUUAUUACACGUUACUAAAAGAAAUAGAAUUACAACAUGUUGAAUUAGAACUUUUUGAAAAGGAUUAUUUUGGGGACAUAAAUACUGCUUCUAAUGAUCCAUAUAAUCAGAAUUUUGAAAAAAAACAUAAUUACAUGAAUCCAUAUAAUUUUAAAAACAAUAUAGAAAAUCCAGUUCCAUUUGAUCUACUACUGGAUGACGAAUUUGUAUAUGGAGAAAAAAGCAAGGAUAUGGAUAACCGUCAGAAAAAUAUUCUAAUUUUAUUUAUAAGUCAUUUGUAUAAUGUUCAAAAAAAAAAAAAAAAAAUAUAUAAAAGGAACCUAAAAUUUAACAAAAAAAUUAUGGCCAACCAAGCAUAUAAUUUUAUAUCCAAAAGCGAAGCAAGUAAUACUAGCAGUAGCGAUAAGGAAAGUGAAAGUGAUGUUAGUUCGAUAAAAAUUGAUGAAUAUCACAAUAAAUAUAAUCAUUUGAGAGUAAUAAAGAAUCAUGAAGAUGCGAGUUCAGAUAUCAAUAGACGUAGCAACGACAUAUAUAGACGAAAAAGUGCUCGAAAAAAGAAAAUGAAAAAUCUAAGUUAUAACGGUAAUAAAGUUUUAACAAAUUUGUCUGAAGAGGAAAAUAUUGGCGAUUUGAACAACAGCAAAUCACAUAGAAACAAUGAUGAUAGUGAUAAUAAUAAUAUUAAUAAUAAUAGUAAAUUCAAUAGGUCUUUGAAGAGUCUCGAAAAUAUUGAUGAAUUGAGUAUAAAUGGGAAAAAAAAGAAACAAAAUUCUGAAAAAAAAUUUAAAAAUGAGAUAAAUGAAUAUAGCGGAAGUAGUAAUAGUUCAACAUUUGAUAAAAAUUCUAGCAUAAAUAGUCAAAACGGUUUUGAAAAACAUUAUUAUGAUGAAUAUAAUAUAGAUAUAGAAUCUACUUCUGAAACCUCAGAAUAUGUGUUAAAUAAUAAAAUGAAUAAUUAUUUUUGUGAAAAAUUGCUAAUACAAUCAGUUUCACAUAAGCUGUUAGGCUUUAAUAAUGCGUUACAUUAUGCAUGUAUAAGGGGAAAAAGAGAGUUAGCUAAACAACUUUUAAUAAGUGGAGUUCCUGUGAUGCUAUUGAAUGGAGAAGGUAAUACGCCGUUACAUAUGAGUGCAUUUAGUGGUCAUAAUGAAAUUGUUAAAACAUUAAUUGAAUUUAAAACUGAUGUAAAUUCUGUAAACACAAACGGAGAAACGCCACUGAUGUUAGCAACUUAUCAAUUACAUUUUAAUGUGAUAAAAACUUUAAUUGAACACAAUGCAAGUGUAGUUGUAAAUGGUGUAGAUAUUGAUACUCCAAAUAAUAAAGCUAUAAAUAAUUAUUCCAUUAGUAAUAGUAUUGCUAGAAAUAAUAAUAACACAAUAUUACAUUGUUUAGUAUAUGGUAUAUUAAAAACUCAUAAAAUUUUUUAUAAAAACAAAUUAGAUAUGGAUGAUACAGCUACAGUUGUUAGCCACGGAUUUAGUGAAUUAACUUCUUCGAAAUAUUUAACACAAACAUCAACUUAUUUAAAUAUUAAUCAUACAAUUUCAAAUAUUCCUAUUAUUGAACAGUUAUCUCAUGAUUUUUUUCUUUUACCUUUUAAAUUAUUGCACAGAAUAAAAAAAGCUAUUAUUAUAAUAAAAUAUUUAAUGAUACAUUGUCCUAUUUAUUUAUAUGAAAUUAAAAAUUCUAAUGGUUACAACCCUUUUGAAUUGUUAAAGGCUAUUUGGAAAAAAUUAUGUGAAAGAAGAAUAGAAAUAUUAGGUGUUUCAGAUUUAAGAAUGUCAUCUUUUAGUGAUAACCAAAAAAAUAUUGUUUUUCAAGGAUGGUCUCUCAUAACUUCAUUAAUCAAUAUACUCUUGUCUAUUCUUCGGACAGAUACAUCUGUUUUGACUUCGAUUUAUAAAAAUUUCAUAUGCAUUAAGGAUCCAAAUAAUUCUACAAUACAAUUAAAAGAAAUUGAAAAAAAAUCUAAAAAUAGCGAGGAACAAUCGAAAGAAACUACAAACAAAAAUGAGGCAAUUUUAAAAAAAACAUCACUAAUUAUGAACAAGUCAGGCGAAAAUGAAAAAAAAAAUGACGCGAAACCAAAGGUUUCAAAAAAAGUAUUUCUUAAGAAAAUUAAACCGCCUUUAAUAAAGAAUAAAAGCUAG